Ictalurus punctatus (channel catfish) is the source of this 5854-nucleotide messenger RNA. Its product is annotated as trichohyalin. The record is from RefSeq and is a predicted model, not a curated record. Gene Ontology annotation, molecular function: GTP binding. The transcript is spliced from 9 exons. The coding region runs from base 327 to 5324 and encodes 1665 amino acids. Lineage: Eukaryota; Metazoa; Chordata; Actinopteri; Siluriformes; Ictaluridae.
UAUUGUCCAAUUUGUUGAUUGUUUAAAAAAUCAAACAAUCAAACUAAAAUCAAAAUUGCAGUGAGCUGUGGUGAGGAUAAAAAGGAGAGUGAUGUGCACCUUCAGAAAGAGAGAGCCAACCAGCACAGGGCCGUGUAUGUAUGUAUAUGUGUGUGUGUGUGUGUGUGUGUGUGUGUGUGUGUGGUGCGCUGAAAAGUGAAAGCAAAAAUAAAGAGCCUUUUUCAAUUGCCCUCUGUCUACCUCUCACUUCCUUAUUUCCAACCCAACCAAGAGGAGUGUUACAAUUUAGCAACAGGGUAUAAACAAAUUUUUUCUUAACUGAAGCAAUGCAGCGCAGAAGGCAAAGGCAAAGGAAAGAACAAGAUGAAGAAAUACCCCUAAUCAACCGUGCAGAUGAAAAUAGAGCCAAAUACACACAACAUGAUGAAGGUGAAUCAGAUGAAAAUAGAGCCAAUUACACUUCAAGACGCUUCCUGUAUGAAGAAAUUAAUGGGCCGCAGUAUUCAGGUGAAGCCUCUUUAUCCAAACCGAGUCAUUCAGCUAACCCCAGAGAAGAGUGUAGAUUUAUACUUCUGGGAGGUGAUGAUAUUGCAAAGAAUGAGGCAUGCAAGAUCUUACUUAGGAAUGGGCAGAGCAAACAAAGAGCUGAUCUGGAAGGAUGGGAGGUGAAGGAGAACCAUGUCCAGGGAAGACAUGUCACUGUGGCAAUUAGUCCUUCUCCAUGGUUGAAGCACUUGAAAUCAUUCUUUUUUUCCAGGAGAGUCAAAAGUAUCAAAAAUGACCUUCAGAAAUGUGCAUCAUUGGUGUUCCCUGGGCCUAAUGCAUUCCUUUUGGUGAUUAGAGAUGGACAGGACCCUGGAAAAGUGCAUCUCCUUUUAAAAGCAGUUGCUUCAGUGUUUGGGAAAGAGGCAUUCGACUACAGUAUGGUGCUGUUCAUUAGAGGAGAUGGAGAAAAAACUUCUGAGCCUGCCUCAAUGAAGUGUGUUUUGAAAUGUGGGAAAAGGUGCCACUUUCUAGAGGACACUGAUAGCAGUGUUCAGGAACUUUUCAGGAAAGUUGGGAAUAUGAUAGCUAACACAAACAGCAAGUUCUUUAUUCCACCAGCCUAUGCAGAACUUAUGAAUAAAUUUGAACCAUGGGAAAAUAAAAGAAUUUUAUAUAUAAAGACCUUACUGGAUGAAUGCAAGGAUGAAAAAAGACAAAAAGACCAGCAUAUUAACGAACAAAAAAUGAAGAUGGAGACCUUACAACAGAGAGAGAGUGAACUUGAAAAGAAGUUGGAUGACUCUCAGCUGAGAGAGAGUGAACUUGAAAAGAAGCUGGAGGACUCUCGGGUGAGAGAGAGUGAACUAAAUGAAAAGUUGGAUGCUGGUCAACUGAGAGAAAGUGAACUAAGAAAGGAGCUAGACACUUUCAAAAGUAAUGAGCUUAUACUAAGAAAGGAACUGGAUACUUCCACACAAAGAGUGGGUAAACUAGGAAAGCAACUGGAUGAUUAUGAAAUGAAGGACAGUAAACUAAGGAAGCAGCUGGAUGAUUUCAAAUUAAAGGAAUAUACACUAAGAAAUGAUUCUGAUGUUUUACAAAUAAAAAAUAGUGAACUAGAAAAGAAGUUAGGUGUCACUCGGCUGAGGGAGAGAGAACUUGAAAAGAAGUUAGAUGACACUCAGCUGAGGGAGAGAGAACUUGAAAAGAAGUUAAAUGACACUCGGCUUAGGGAGAGUGAACUUGAAAAGAAGUUGGGUGACUCUCGGCUGAGGGAGAGUGAACUUGAAAAGAAGUUAGAUGACACUCAGCUGAGGGAGAGAGAACUUGAAAAGAAGUUAGAUGACACUCAGCUGAGGGAGAGAGAACUUGAAAAGAAGUUAGAUGACACUCGGCUGAGGGAGAGUGAACUUGAAAAGAAGUUAGGUGACACUCAGCUGAGGGAGAGUGAACUUGAAAAGAAGUUAAAUGACACUCGGCUUAGGGAGAGUGAACUUGAAAAGAAGUUGGGUGACUCUCAGCUGAGAGAGAGAGAACUUGAAAAGAAGUUGGGUGAUUCUCGGCUUAGGGAGGGCGAACUUGAAAAGAAGUUAGAUGACACUCGGCUGAGAGAGAGAGAACUUGAAAAGAAGUUGGGUGAGUCUCGGCUUAGGGAGGGCGAACUUGAAAAGAAGUUAGAUGACACUCGGCUGAGGGAGAGAGAACUUGAAAAGAAGUUAGAUGACACUCGGCUGAGGGAGAGUGAACUUGAAAAGAAGUUAAAUGACACUCGGCUUAGGGAGAGUGAACUUGAAAAGAAGUUGGGUGACUCUCGGCUGAGGGAGAGUGAACUUGAAAAGAAGUUAGAUGACACUCGGCUGAGGGAGAGUGAACUUGAAAAGAAGUUAAAUGACACUCGGCUUAGGGAGAGUGAACUUGAAAAGAAGUUGGGUGACUCUCGGCUGAGGGAGAGUGAACUUGAAAAGAAGUUAGAUGACACUCGGCUGAGGGAGAGUGAACUUGAAAAGAAGUUAAAUGACACUCGGCUUAGGGAGAGUGAACUUGAAAAGAAGUUAGAUGACACUCAGCUGAGAGAGAGAGAACUUGAAAAGAAGUUGGGUGAGUCUCGGCUUAGGGAGGGCGAACUUGAAAAGAAGUUAGAUGACACUCUGCUGAGGGAGAGAGAACUUGAAAAGAAGUUAGAUGACACUCGGCUGAGGGAGAGUGAACUUGAAAAGAAGUUAGGUGACACUCAGCUGAGGGAGAGUGAACUUGAAAAGAAGUUAGAUGACACUCGGCUUAGGGAGAGUGAACUUGAAAAGAAGUUGGGUGACUCUCAGCUGAGAGAGAGUGAACUUGAAAAGAAGUUAGAUGACACUCAGCUGAGAGAGAGAGAACUUGAAAAGAAGUUGGGUGAUUCUCGGCUUAGGGAGGGCGAACUUGAAAAGAAGUUAGAUGACACUCAGCUGAGAGAGAGAGAACUUGAAAAGAAGUUGGGUGAGUCUCGGCUUAGGGAGGGCGAACUUGAAAAGAAGUUAGAUGACACUCGGCUGAGGGAGAGAGAACUUGAAAAGAAGUUAGAUGACACUCGGCUGAGGGAGAGUGAACUUGAAAAGAAGUUAAAUGACACUCGGCUUAGGGAGAGUGAACUUGAAAAGAAGUUGGGUGACUCUCGGCUGAGGGAGAGUGAACUUGAAAAGAAGUUAAAUGACACUCGGCUUAGGGAGAGUGAACUUGAAAAGAAGUUGGGUGACUCUCGGCUGAGGGAGAGUGAACUUGAAAAGAAGUUAGAUGACACUCGGCUGAGGGAGAGUGAACUUGAAAAGAAGUUGGGUGACUCUCGGCUGAGGGAGAGUGAACUUGAAAAGAAGUUAGAUGACACUCGGCUGAGGGAGAGUGAACUUGAAAAGAAGUUAAAUGACACUCGGCUUAGGGAGAGUGAACUUGAAAAGAAGUUAGAUGACACUCAGCUGAGAGAGAGAGAACUUGAAAAGAAGUUGGGUGAGUCUCGGCUUAGGGAGGGCGAACUUGAAAAGAAGUUAGAUGACACUCGGCUGAGGGAGAGAGAACUUGAAAAGAAGUUAGAUGACACUCGGCUGAGGGAGAGUGAACUUGAAAAGAAGUUAGGUGACACUCAGCUGAGGGAGAGUGAACUUGAAAAGAAGUUAAAUGACACUCGGCUUAGGGAGAGUGAACUUGAAAAGAAGUUGGGUGACUCUCAGCUGAGAGAGAGUGAACUUGAAAAGAAGUUAGAUGACACUCAGCUGAGAGAGAGAGAACUUGAAAAGAAGUUGGGUGAUUCUCGGCUUAGGGAGGGCGAACUUGAAAAGAAGUUAGAUGACACUCAGCUGAGAGAGAGAGAACUUGAAAAGAAGUUGGGUGAGUCUCGGCUUAGGGAGGGCGAACUUGAAAAGAAGUUAGAUGACACUCGGCUGAGGGAGAGAGAACUUGAAAAGAAGUUAGAUGACACUCGGCUGAGGGAGAGUGAACUUGAAAAGAAGUUGGGUGACUCUCGGCUGAGGGAGAGUGAACUUGAAAAGAAGUUAAAUGACACUCGGCUUAGGGAGAGUGAACUUGAAAAGAAGUUGGGUGACUCUCGGCUGAGGGAGAGUGAACUUGAAAAGAAGUUAGAUGACACUCGGCUGAGGGAGAGUGAACUUGAAAAGAAGUUAAAUGACACUCGGCUUAGGGAGAGUGAACUUGAAAAGAAGUUAGAUGACACUCAGCUGAGAGAGAGAGAACUUGAAAAGAAGUUGGGUGAGUCUCGGCUUAGGGAGGGCGAACUUGAAAAGAAGUUAGAUGACACUCUGCUGAGGGAGAGAGAACUUCAAAAGAAGUUGGGUGACUCUUGGCUUAGGGAGGGCGAACUUGAAAAGAAGUUAGGUGACACUCAGCUGAGAGAGAGUGAACUUGAAAAGAAGUUGGAUGACACUCAGCUGAGAGAGAGAGAACUUGAAAAGAAGUUGGGUGAUUCUCGGCUUAGGGAGGGCGAACUUGAAAAGAAGUUAGAUGACACUCGGCUGAGGGAGAGAGAACUUGAAAAGAAGUUAGAUGACACUCGGCUGAGGGAGAGAGAACUUGAAAAGAAGUUAGAUGACACUCGGCUGAGGGAGAGAGAACUUGAAAAGAAGUUAGAUGACACUCGGCUGAGGGAGAGCGAACUUGAAAAGAAGUUAGAUGACACUCGGCUGAGGGAGAGUGAACUUGAAAAGAAGUUAGAUGACACUCGGCUGAGGGAGAGUGAACUUGAAAAGAAGUUAGAUGACACUCGGCUGAGGGAGAGUGAACUUGAAAAGAAGUUAGAUGACACUCGGCUGAGGGAGAGUGAACUUGAAAAGAAGUUAGAUGACACUCGGCUGAGGGAGAGUGAACUUGAAAAGAAGUUAGAUGACACUCGGCUGAGGGAGAGUGAACUUGAAAAGAAGUUAGGUGACACUCGGCUGAGGGAGAGAGAACUUGAAAAGAAGUUAAAUGACACUUGGCUGAGGGAGAGUGAACUUGGAAGGAAGUUGGAUCACUCUCAGCUGAGGGAGAGUGAACUCGAAAAGGACUUGGAAGCUACUCAACUAAGAGAGAACAACCUAAGAAAAGAAUUGGAUGAUUUUAAAAGAAACAAAUAUAAGCCAGGAAGUGUACUGGAUCAUUCUCAACAAAGAGAGAGUGAGGUUAGAAAGGAGGACCAUGGUGUAGAAAGGGACAACAGCAAAGAGCACAACCCAUUGGAACCAGGGAACGCAGGGGGAGCAAAGACAUCGAGUUACCACAUUUUUCCACAGAUUAAUGCCAAUAUGUACAGACGAUACAAGCAAAUCAAAACAAAGACACAACAAGGACAGAGUCAGGAGCAAAAUGAAUUUUAAAACAAAAAGCACAAACACUUGCCAUCAUGGAAAAGUCCUCAGAAUAGCAUUCACUAAAAGACAAAUGCUGCACACCAACAUUAAAUGCAAAGACAUUUGUUAUUUUUUUAGUAUUAUCCAUAAUCCAUAGUCCAUAGUAUAAUUUUAAGUAUUAUCCAUGGCAGUACUGAACUUUAUAUAACAGUAUUGUUUACUAUUAUUUGGACCAUCAUCGUUUUUCUUGAGUUUUUCUUUUUUUUUUUUUUAUCUAAAUGAUGCAAAACAUCAAUCUAAAAACAAAUAUUUUUUUUUACACGGAACUGAGUUGAAUAAUUAUUUUUUUUAAUGAAUUAUUUUUCAAAACUUGCCAUUGUAUAGAAAUGGAUCAUUAUUUAUUAUAUUUGUCACAUUAUCCAUCUGUGUAUGAAAUGUGAUGUGUAAAUAAACUUUUGUGUAAAUAAACUCCUUCUUCUUAUUACUACUUCUGCGGUGAACUAUAAGUGCUUUAGUUCUAUAUACAGCGCCCUCCACUAAUAUUGGCACCCUUGGUA